Messenger RNA from Rhodamnia argentea, 766 nucleotides. Its product is annotated as glycine-rich RNA-binding protein 2, mitochondrial-like. The transcript has 5 exons. Gene Ontology annotation, molecular function: RNA binding. Lineage: Eukaryota; Viridiplantae; Streptophyta; Magnoliopsida; Myrtales; Myrtaceae. Bases 163 to 582 code for a protein of 139 amino acids. The record is from RefSeq and is a predicted model, not a curated record.
AAAUGAAAGCCGAGCUCCAAGGUAUUUUGGGAAGCGGUUCCAGGCAGGGAGUAUAAAUUGAGCGGCGACGGGAGGGAAUCGCUCAGCCAGUUAGCCGCGCUCUUCUUCCUCGUUCCUGCUAAAACCCUAAUUCCUCUGUCAGCCUCUUGGAGACAAUUGACAAUGGCUUUCUGCAACAAGGUUGGAAAUCUUUUGAAGCAGAGUAUUUCCCAAAACGGGCCUGCUUCUAUGCUUAACUCUAUUCGAUGCAUGGCGACCUCAACUAAGCUAUUUGUAGGAGGUCUUUCUUAUGGAACGGAUGACCACUCUCUUAAGGAUGCGUUCUCAAGCUUUGGUGACGUGGUUGAAGCCAGGGUAAUAACAGACAGAGAUUCAGGAAGAUCUAGGGGUUUUGGAUUUGUCAAUUUCUCCAGCGGUGAAUCUGCCAGCUCAGCAUUGUCAGCCAUGGACGGUCAGGAGCUUCAUGGACGGAAUAUCCGUGUAAGCUAUGCAAAUGAGAGACCCAGUGGCAACCGAGGUUUAGGCGGUGGCAACUUUAGUGGCGGUUAUGGUAGCAGAGCUGACGGAGAUGGCGGCUUUUGAGCAGUUACUUCCAUUUUCAGCUUUUACUUGCUCUGAUCAAGGUUACUUAACAUUUGAAUAGCUGUGCUAGUUUUUGGAUCUGGUGGUUUGGAUUUCUUCAUAGCUAAUGUGUUGUUGUCUUGUGCGCAAUUUGCGAAUUUGUUCCAAGUUCGUAUAGCUACUAAAUAAUUUGUUGUUUGUUGCA